CGAAAUUCGAGAGAUGGCCGUGCUCCUGGGCAAGGGCUUCCGGGUCCACCAUCCCGAUGCCGUUGGGGGGAUUAGUCUAUCCUACAAUCCAAAUCCCUAGAAAUAUAUGGUCAUGCAGUACCACUCCGUAGAGAAUGGAUUUAGGUUGCCCCUCCACGGCCUGCUUCGCGAUCUCUGCCUCCACUUCGGAUUUGCCCCGAGUCAACUGACCGCCAACGCACACAAGUAUGUCGCGUCCUUCAUCUUGAGGUGUUGUGCCCUGGACAGAGCCCCAAAUUUGGAGGAAUUCCUUAUGCUCUUCAGUAUUGGGGGGUUCCCUUUCUACAGCCUAUACCCCCAUAACCACUUUCCCAUUUUCGAGAAGGUUGAGCUCAAGAUCGACAAAUGGUCAUUGAAAUACUUUGUUAUUGAGUUUCCGGUUCACAGCCCCAUUGACCUACCGGACCCGAUUCCCUUUGAAGAGGUGCCUUCUCCUGAGAAAUCGAAGGUUCCUUCUGCUGCAGAGUCUAUCCCGGCUGCAAGCUCUCCUGGAAGUCGGUCCCAAGGCGGUUCCACUACCUUGGUUGUGCGCAAUCCGGCCGCUGCCCUGGACGUUGUUCCUCUCUCCGCCAUCCCCGGGCUCAGGAGGCCCACUCCGUCCCAGAAACGGCCACGGGAAGGUGUCUCCGAUGAUGAUUUCCUUCCCAAAAAGAACAAGGGCGACGGUACUUCUGUUUCGCCUAGCCCCCUGUCCACUUCUUCCGGUACCCAGAAUACCACUCCUGCUACUACAUCCGGGGUCUUGGAAUUAUCCCACCCGGAUAGACUUGAUUGUGAGGAAGAAGAGCCUAGGGACCAGUCUGCUCUCAGGAAACCCAUAACGCAGCCCCAGACUGAGGCGCCCGGUUCCUCGCCACACGUCGCAACCAGUCCCCAAGUAAUGGAGGAAGAAGGGAUGAGGCAGAAAGAACCAGAGUCUUCCCCUACAACAGAGAGGGAGGGGAAUCUAGAAAGGAUGAGGGGAUCAGUGCAGGAACCCACAAUUCCCCAAGCUCGCCCUGAUCUGCUUGCCCUCAAUGCCAUGCACCUCAUGGAAAAGGCCCAGCAAUCACUCCUUACUUUGACUGAGGAGUACCUGGGUGGAGCAUCAGGGAACUUUCGGACUGUUGUGCUCCUGAGGGAGAGGGAACUGGCUGCCAGGGCCUUACAACAGAAGGUCGACUCCCUAGAACAACGGGUCCGGGUCCUGCAAGAAGAGAAUGCUCGGCUCAAGGCAGAUGGCUCAAUGGAGCUGGCAGCUGAGAGAUCCAAGGUCCAGUCCUUACAAGAGCAGAUUGCCAACUAUCAAAAAGAAACCCAGGAUCUGGAAGUGCAGUUCGACAGAUUCCGGGCACAGAUUUCCAUCCUGGAAUCCAGGGUCUCGGCUUCAGAAGACCAGGUAGGAAGCCUGAAAGCUGAGCUGGUUGAAAGGGAAUCCCGGAUCUCUGAGCUAGAGAAUUCCCUCCAAGAGGCCAAGUAUGAGGGUUCCCGCCUUAACGAGCUUGCACUGAAGCACAUGGAGGCGAGACGGCUUGACCUCGAGAAGUUGAAGAGAGAGAGACAGGCUGCAAGUGAGCUCCGGUCAAAGGUGGAUGAACAGGAGAAGACGAUUGCCGCUCAUCAAGAGGAGGUGGCCACCCUAGUUGCUCGUGCCAGAGCCCUCUACGAAGAGGGACAAUUCGACAUGCAGCAAUGCAUCUACGGGGCAGUCCAGAGUGGUCUCCCAGAGAACCGCACUUUGGAUGACUUCAUCUCCUACUAUGGGUUACCCCUUCCUCUUUCUCCCCCAGUCUCUCGUGCAAACCCGGGACCUUGACUUCAUCUUCCUCUGUUGACUGUUAUAUUUUGCCUUGUAAUUAUUUGGAUGAUAGUAAAUUGAUAAACCUGAU
Cuscuta campestris is the source of this 1907-nucleotide messenger RNA. Lineage: Eukaryota; Viridiplantae; Streptophyta; Magnoliopsida; Solanales; Convolvulaceae. The record is from the annotation of a GenBank genome assembly.